AUGGCUACAUUUCAGGCCGUCAAAAAGGCGGUCACCCUCACCCCCACCGUCCGCGCCCUCCCCAGCGGCAUUCCCCAUGCUCCCCUUCUGAACCUCGCCGCCAGGGCUCCCCAUGAUCCCCAUGCCCAUGGUGCCGCAGGUCCUCGCGCUGACGCUGCCCCACAAUGGGCUGGAGGCGUUUCCCGCACUGCUUCGGGUCUGGUGUCCAAGACGUUCACCACAGUCUCUCCUACCUCCAACUUCCAGCAGCGAUACAUCCACACCUCUGUUGCCAGGAAAGACGCGCCUGAAGUCCCAGAUUUCUCUGCUUAUCGCACCAACCCCGAGACCAACCGUGCUCUCUCCUACUUCAUGGUCGGCUCCCUCGGUGUUAUCUCUGCUUCCGCUGCAAAGUCCAGCGUGUCAGAGUUCCUCCAGAGCAUGGCUGCCUCUGCCGACGUUCUCGCCUUGGCCAAGGUCGAGGUUGACCUCACCACCAUUCCCGAGGGCAAAAACGUUAUCAUCAAAUGGCGAGGAAAGCCAGUGUUCAUCAGGCACAGGACUCAGUCCGAAAUCGACGAAGCCCGCAGCUCCGACUGGAAGUCUUUCAGGGAUCCUCAAGCCGAUGAGGACCGAGUGAAGAAGCCGGAGUGGUUGGUCAUGUUGGGCGUUUGCACCCAUCUGGGAUGUGUCCCCAUUGGCGAGGCUGGUGACUAUGGAGGCUGGUUCUGCCCUUGCCACGGCUCUCACUACGAUAUCUCCGGUCGUGCCCGCAAAGGCCCUGCUCCUUUGAACUUGGAGGUUCCCGUAUACGAAUUCAACGAGACAGAAGAUAAACUCGUCAUUGGUUAA
Messenger RNA from Psilocybe cubensis, 831 nucleotides. RefSeq lists its product as uncharacterized. Bases 1 to 831 code for a protein of 276 amino acids. Gene Ontology annotation, biological process: mitochondrial electron transport, ubiquinol to cytochrome c. Lineage: Eukaryota; Fungi; Basidiomycota; Agaricomycetes; Agaricales; Agrocybaceae. Gene Ontology annotation, cellular component: membrane. The transcript is spliced from 5 exons. Gene Ontology annotation, molecular function: quinol-cytochrome-c reductase activity; 2 iron, 2 sulfur cluster binding. The record is from RefSeq and is a predicted model, not a curated record.